Molecule: messenger RNA, 1309 nt
Organism: Daphnia pulicaria
Lineage: Eukaryota; Metazoa; Arthropoda; Branchiopoda; Diplostraca; Daphniidae
Product: protein shisa-5-like
Exons: 7
Coding region: 249-1019 (256 amino acids)
Source: RefSeq, a predicted model, not a curated record
AUCAACUGUUUGUUUCUUGUGCAACAACACCCAUGAAAGAUAAAACCUUGGGUUGACGUAGAAUGAAGUAAUUCCGUGAAAGUUUCACGAAAUUUUGUAUUAGUCAUCCGUUCAUUCAUCACUAGCCAUUCAUAGAAUCUGGAUCUCUAAAAAAAACACACUUUAAGCUGAUCCAACCCUCCUUUAAUAAUUUUCUGACGUUUCUCAUUAGGAUUGACACUCCCAACUUUCUGCAGUGAAGCAUCAAUAUGGCAAAUCCUAGAUUUGCAACGGUGCUAUUUGUCUUUAUGGUUUUCUUUGUGGUUUGUUUACAGAAUGGUGAUGGAUAUAAAAUGUGCAAACGAAAAAGUAUAUUUGGAGUAAAAAGCUACUUCACAUGUCCUGAACCCGGGCAAACUCCAGACAUGGUAUUCUGUUGUGGAGAUGAUGAUGACCUUGGAGGACAGUUCUGCUGCCGAGGUCUUACAAUAGACAAUGCCCUGAGGAACCCUUUGCGAAGCAUUGGAUCGAUUAUCGCAACCAUCGCCGGAGUUCUUGGUUUUUUGAUAAUCCUCUUUGUAAUUUGUUGCUGCGUGUGUCCUUGUUGCCUUCUUUAUAAACGGAGAACCGGCGGAACUGUUUAUAGAUCCACUGCCGUACCUACUUCAACAGGGCCUUCUAAUGUUAACGUGACAGUCCUUCCUGCUUCUGGCACAGGAAUGCAAUCAGGACCCCCACCUGUCGGGUUUACAGCUCAAGCUGGUGGGAACCAAGGCCCAGGCUAUCCUUUGCAGCCAAACUACGCUCCUCAACCCGGUUAUCCCACCCAACAGGGCUAUCCUCCACAGCAAGGCUAUCCUCCACAACAGGGCUAUCCUCCACAGGGCUAUCCUCCACCUGGUGGCUAUCCACCAUAUCCUCAACCUCUUCCUAACCAAGCUCAUCCUGGUCAGCCUCAACCCUAUUCAGAUCAACCUCCCCCAUAUCCGGGGUCACAAGAGGCAUACCAGAAGCAAUCUCCUUAUAACCCUGGAUACUAAUAACAGUUUUCAUUUAGCGUUGUUUUGGGGUAUUAUUAUAUUUUGUUCUAGUUUGGUUGCGUUGUGACCGCAUGAUCCAAGGAAACCCGUCUCUCAAAAAUGUACAUUAUUACUUUUCUUAAAGAAUCUCUUUUUGAUGUGCGAAUUUUUUGACUGCCUUCACAACUUUCAUCACUCGACGUUUCUCUGUUCUUUCCUAAUCACGUUUACGCGUCUAACCUACUAUUUGGGUUUCCUCGCUUCAAUGCCCAUGUUAUACAUGAUUUGUUCAAUAAAUUCGUAACCAGACA